Molecule: messenger RNA, 882 nt
Organism: Chlorocebus sabaeus (green monkey)
Lineage: Eukaryota; Metazoa; Chordata; Mammalia; Primates; Cercopithecidae
Source: RefSeq, a predicted model, not a curated record
CUCACAGAACACAGAGGAGAGGAAGUCUAUGGAUGUGAGCAGUGUGGAAAACCAUUCUAUGAAAAGUCAAAGCUAACCAAACAUCAAAGAAUCCAUACAAGGGAGAAACCCUAUGAAUGUAAUGAAUGUGAGAAAUGUUUUUCUAGGAAAUCUCCCCUCACUUUGCAUCAGAGAGUCCACACAGGAGAGAAACCCUAUAAAUGUAAGGAAUGUGGGAAAUGCUUUUCUAGGAAUUCACACCUCGUAUUACAUCAGAUAACUCACACAGGAGAGAAACCCUAUAAAUGUAAGGAAUAUAGAAAAAGUUUCUUUCAUAAGUCAUAUCUUACAGUACAUCAGAGAAUUCACAUGGGGAAACCCUACGAAUGUAAUCAGUGUGGAAAAACCUUCAUAAGCAACUCUGUCCUCAUAAUACAUCAUAAAACACACACAGGUGAGAAACCCUGUGAAUGUAAUGAAUGUGGGAAAUCUUUCUCUAGGAGUUCAUAUCUUAUAAUACAUCAGAGAACUCACACAGGCGAGAAACCCUAUGAAUGUAAGAUACGUGGCAAAACCUUUUGCCACAAGUCUGAUGUCACUAAACAUCAGAAGACUCACAUAGGGGGAAAACGCUAUGAAUGUAUUCAGUGUGGGAAAACUUUUAGUCAUAACUCAGGCCUAAAAGUACAUCAGAGAACACAUACAAAGGAGAAACCCUAUGAAUAUAUUGAGUGUGGGAAAUCCUUCUCUGAGAAAUCAGUCCUCACAGUACAUCAGAGAAUACACACAGGGGAAAAACCUUAUAAAUGUAAUGAAUGUGGAGUCCUCAUAUACAUCAGAGGGAACACAUACACAGGAAAAAACCUUAGUAAUGUAAUGAAUGUGGGAAAACCUUCUGUAUAA